CCUACCCUAAGACCGGCUCGGAACUUUCCAGAAAAGUCGGGAUUGUCGGCUUCUAUCGGAGGCGGCCGCGGACAAGGACUAAGCUCGGCUUGCUGUGGGGGAAGGGGGGCGGGGGACCGAAAAUAAGGAUUGCUUCUUUUUUUCCCUCCCCACUUCUUCUUUCGGCAUUGAGCGCGCGGUACCAGUGGCAGGAUGGUGAAGGAGACCACAUAUUAUGAUGUGCUCGGGGUAAAGCCUAAUGCCUCCCAAGAGGAGCUGAAAAAAGCCUAUAGGAAACUGGCACUGAAGUAUCAUCCCGACAAGAAUCCUAAUGAGGGUGAAAAGUUCAAGCAGAUCUCUCAAGCUUAUGAAGUACUUUCUGACCCCAAGAAAAGAGAUUUGUAUGAUAAAGGUGGUGAACAAGCUAUAAAGGAGGGUGGUAGCGGAGGCGGCUUUGGAUCACCUAUGGAUAUCUUUGAUAUGUUUUUUGGAGGAGGUGGAAGAAUGCAGAGAGAGAGGAGAGGUAAAAAUGUUGUUCAUCAGUUGUCAGUAACAUUAGAAGACCUGUACAAUGGAGCAACACGAAAGCUUGCUCUGCAGAAGAAUGUGAUUUGUGACAAAUGUGAAGGCCGAGGUGGUAAGAAGGGUGCUGUGGAAUGCUGCCUUAAUUGCAGAGGGACCGGCAUGCAAAUCAGAAUUCACCAGAUAGGACCUGGAAUGGUUCAACAAAUUCAGUCUGUGUGUAUGGAAUGUCAGGGCCAUGGAGAGCGCAUUAGUCCCAAGGACCGGUGUAAAAGUUGCAAUGGAAGGAAGAUUGUUAGAGAGAAGAAAAUCCUGGAAGUUCAUAUUGAUAAAGGAAUGAAAGAUGGUCAGAAGAUAACUUUUCAUGGUGAAGGGGACCAAGAACCAGGUUUGGAGCCUGGAGACAUUAUCAUAGUCUUGGAUCAAAAAGACCAUUCUGUGUUUACAAGACGGGGUGAAGACCUGGUCAUGUGCAUGGAUAUUCAGUUGGUUGAGGCACUUUGUGGUUUUCAGAAACCCAUUGCAAUGCUGGAUAAUCGAACCAUAAUCAUUACUUCUCACCCUGGUCAGAUUGUCAAGCAUGGAGAUGUUAAGUGUGUGCUGAAUGAGGGCAUGCCUAUCUACCGCAGACCAUACGAAAAGGGUCGUCUGAUCAUUGAGUUCAAGGUAAUCUUCCCAGAGAGCGGCUUUCUUUCUUCAGAUAAGCUGUGCCUAUUGGAAAAGCUGCUGCCUCCAAGGGAAAAUGUGGAGGAAACUGAAGACAUGGACCAGGUAGAGUUGGUAGACUUUGACCCAUCUCAGGAAAGAAGGCACCAUUACAAUGGGGAAGCUUAUGAAGAUGACGAGCACCAUCACAGAGGUGGCGUCCAGUGCCAGACCAGUUAGAAAGGCCCCAUGAGCCCCCCUUGUGCUGCCUGUCUCAUACGUCAGUUGUGGAUGAGUGAAGGACUGCAGUUGCUCAACUCUUAAACUUGCCAUUUUCCCUGUAAUAUUAAAACAUACAGUUGUUUUUAAAUCAGGUUAACAAACUAAAUCUAAAAACUACUCCAAUCAAGUAGGAUGAUGUUCAUAUUUCUAUAUGGCCUCCUAAGAAAAUCCAGAAGCCAACUUGCUCUGGCUGUUUUUUGUUUUUCUCUCUCCCUUUUUUUUAAUUUUGUGCAUCGUAAUUGUAUUGUGUGCAAAUGCACUGGCUUAGUAUUCAGUGAUUUCUGUUUAGUAUUAAAUUAUAUUGCCUCUUAAGUAUGCACAUGUAUUUAUGAUUCAUGUUAAGAUGUGAAAUUAAAGGUUUUGUAUUCAUCAGCUGCUACGUAUGUUGAUGUGUUUUGGAUGUGUAGCUGGUUUGGGGUGUCAUCACAUAACCUCUGUGCCACUGUACUGGCUUCUCAAAACCACUGAUCUUCAGGUGCCCAGUGAAGCUUGUGUAGGAGGAGGAACUGAUGAUGUAGUGACAGGGGAAACAGGAUUGGACCCUGAAAGUCUGUAUGAUACUGCUAUCGUUCCUUGUUAAGAUUUAUACAGGAUCCUAGCAUAGCUAAUACAGUUCAUCCUGUGGCCUGCUCAUGUGGGGUGUAAACGUAAAAUGCUGAAGGCUUAACCAAAACAGCAUGAGUCUGACUUUAGUGUACAGUUGCACCCACUUGAGCUUAACAUACUUGCUUUCAGGGCUUCUAAGUGAGUAACAUUAAAAAAAAAUAAUUAAACUGAGUACUUGAGAAAUAACAUCGCUGGCAUUCAUCGCCCAUUCCUGAAUUAAGCUGCUGUAGGUUUUUGUGCAGUUUCUUAAACAGGCUUCAGUACUGGCCAAUUCAAUGUGGUCUUCAGUGAUGGUGGGAGGAAUAAUGGUUUCGUAUACUGCUGGCCUCUUCUGAGACUCAAGGUGACCCUUGAUUCUUCCCCCAUUGCUGUCCUAGUAGGCCUGCAGAGGCAGUGGGCUGCUAAAUGCAGCUCAGCAAGUGCUGCACUCCCAUUUCCUCACAAAGCCACCACCCCACUAGGCCUUGAUGAGCUGUGACUCUUCCUAGCCUCUCUCAGCCCUUUGAUUAAAUUAUGUAGCAUGUAAUCAUAUAGACCAUGUGAUGAGGAUUAGUAUGUGACCUUUUUUAAAAAAAAAAAAUGCUUGCAUUUGUAUUUCAACCCCCUGGAGGGAAAAUAAACACUGUGCUUUCCAGCAGUUGAAUCUCUUCCUCCUUUUGACCCUCUUUAAACAUGCGUGCUUCCUAAAGAGCUACCUGAGGUGUUAAUGCAAUGGAAAAUUAUGCCAUGGAGGCAGCUUUACCCCAGUACAAUGUCUGCCUCCUGCUGCUGUGUUAUGAAAUGUGUAGAUAAUUUGGAGCCGUCUUACCAUAUUCAUAGCUCAAGUGAAUGACUUAAAAGGUUGAACAGGCUAGACUGUUCAGCCCUUUAAAGCAUUGGGUGGUUUUAUACUUCACUGUCCUUAGCAAAAGCGCCUUUCAUGUUGUAAUGCUUUAAUUCUGUGAACUAAUGUUUUAGGGUACAUCGGAUGGCUUCAACCUCUUUUCAGUUCCUCAAUUAAAACCAUACUUAGUGGCUU
Messenger RNA from Gekko japonicus, 3052 nucleotides. RefSeq names its product DnaJ heat shock protein family (Hsp40) member A1 (gene DNAJA1). Gene Ontology annotation, molecular function: ATP binding; Hsp70 protein binding. The coding region runs from base 193 to 1386 and encodes 397 amino acids. NCBI's taxonomy places the organism in Eukaryota, Metazoa, Chordata, Lepidosauria, Squamata, Gekkonidae. Gene Ontology annotation, biological process: protein refolding; response to heat. Gene Ontology annotation, cellular component: cytosol; cytoplasm. The transcript is spliced from 9 exons. The record is from RefSeq and is a predicted model, not a curated record.